This is a messenger RNA of Verticillium alfalfae VaMs.102, 2381 nucleotides long. RefSeq lists its product as hypothetical. Gene Ontology annotation, biological process: protein phosphorylation. NCBI's taxonomy places the organism in Eukaryota, Fungi, Ascomycota, Sordariomycetes, Glomerellales, Plectosphaerellaceae. The transcript is spliced from 2 exons. The coding region runs from base 1 to 2325 and encodes 774 amino acids. Gene Ontology annotation, molecular function: protein kinase activity. The record is from RefSeq and is a predicted model, not a curated record.
AUGGCAGAUCAACGUCGGCCAAAGAUCAUUGAGGACAACCCCAUUAAGACCGGACUUGAGGGCUUUCGCGCUUCUUUCAAGGCCGCCUGUAAAAAUGAGGGCAUCCCUCCCUCACUGGACUCGCUUUGCGAGCUUACUGACGAUGCUCUCGAUCUCAUCCUGGCGCUUCAAGGCUGCCAAGCGUCUCGUCUGCUUCGCUCAGGUGGGAGAGGGAAGAACCUAUUUAGCGACUUAUCAAGACUCAGCUCCGCUGUCAACUCCGAUGACUUCGAUUUCGACCGCAUCAAACCACUUUUCAAAGCAUCCCUAGCCGAUACCCUUGACGACGCGUUGAUCUGGGAUCACGUCUACAACACCGUUGCCGAAGCCACCCCGCCGCCCCGAUCAAUAGCAUCCUCUCUUCAACAAACUCCGUGGCUCCGCAACACGAGCGGCUUUGCGAACUCGUCCGAGCAUCGGAAGUACAUGGACCUUGUGCUCAGGGAAGAGCUCGGUACUAUGCAUGUCGGGCUCCCUGGUUUCCACAAGACAUAUUUCGGACGUGUGGCCGAUCUUGAUACAGCGUCUCGGGCAAUAUUCGAGAAGUGCGAGGAAGGCAGCAACCCUCUAUUUCGCGAGGGGUGGACCAGAUGGCCGAGUGAUGCGAAUCAAGACGGUGUGCUUAGCUGGUUCGCGGACAUCAGCGAUAAGCUGGCGGCCUUCGCAGAAUCGUACAAACCCACUCUGACCGGCCGGAGGCCGUUGGCACAGCCCAACAAGCCGAUCCACGGUUCUACUGCAGAGCGCAAGCUGGACGUUGGGUUCGUGAAUGACCCCCAAGCAAGAAGCGACUCUCGAUGUUGCUGGUCGCAGAUACUCGUCCCUGGAGAGCUGAAGAGCAAUCCAUCUGCCGAUAUCGCCUCCAAAGCAUGGCUUGAUUUGGGGAGAUACGCAAGGGAAGUUCUCACUGCUCAAGACACCCGUCGCUUCGUCUUGGGCUUUACCAUUUGCGGUUCGCUCAUGAGGAUAUGGAUGUUUGACCGGCUCGGCGGGAUCGCGUCUGAACGGUUUGAUAUUAAUCACGACGGGCUGCAGUUUGUCUCCACGAUCAUUGGGUUCCUCUGGAUGGAUGAGGAAGAGCUUGGCUUUGACCCUACGAUCAUUACAGAGAACGGCAAACGGCUCAUCAUGAUCACACGGAACGGACAAACAGAGAGGCUCGUCAUCGACCAAUUAAUGAAACGCGCGCCUUGCGUCGCCGGCCGGGCUACGACUUGCUGGAAAGCGCACUGCGAAGAAGACCCACAGUCGCCAAUCGUCAUCAAGGACUCCUGGCAGUUCGUGGAGCGUGACGAGGAAGGCGAAUUACUCCAAGAGGCGACCGGCAAAGAUGUAGUCAACGUCGCUAGGUACUACCACCAUGAGACCGUGGUUGUCCGUGACGAAGUUGACGACAUUCGAGGCAAUACUCGAAGGGGACUGGAUGCUACUGAGGCGAAGAAUUAUCAAUCAGAACGAUCUAUCAUUCCGCAGAGCAUGAGUGUAAUAGGCCCUUCACGAACAGGUCGAAGCAGUACUAUCGGAGUGAAGCGGUCCUCGAGCCAGACGGGUGCCCCCGUACCACCCAGUAAACGGUCCUGUUCGGCAUCUCCAACAAAAGCAGGCAGCCACGCCAUCCCCAAUCGAGUACAUAGGCGGGUCAUCCUACGCGACUACGGAAAAGCUAUUUACAAGGCAAGCUCCCCGUCGGUUCUGCUUGCCGCGCUAGAGGGCUGCAUCGAAGGGCAUGAGUCCUUGCACAAGGCAGGUUUGCUUCACCGAGACAUCUCGAUUAACAAUCUGAUGAUCAACGAGGACGACACGAACUCUUCGUGGCCCUCUUUUUUGAUCGACCUUGACCUUGCCAUCCGAGAGCAACGAGACGGUGCUUCAGGGGCAAGAGGAAAGACAGGUACAAGGGCUUUCAUGGCGAUUGGGGCCCUUCUGGGCGAGCAGCAUUCCUUCAUGCACGACCUUGAGUCCUUCUUCUGGGUUUUGUUCUGGAUAUGCAUCCAUUACACCGGGCCAGAUGAGGGCAGAGUCGUCGCGAGAUUUGACAAGUGGAACUACUUCGACACGGAGGAGCUGGCAACUUCCAAAACGGGGUUGGUUAGCAACGAAGGAGACUUUCUGAGGAUCAUAAAAGGAAACUGUACAUCAUACUACGAGUCACUGGUUCCGUGGGUCAACAGGUUACGAAAAGUUAUGUUUCCAAAUGGUGGGAGGUGGGAGAUGGAGGACCAAGGGUUGUACGCGCGAAUGAGAGAAAUACUUCGUAAGGCGCAAAUGGAUCUGAGCCCGUCGUAGGAACUUCAGUCAAUCGGCCUUUCUGGUCAGAACAGUACUGGAGCCCGUGCACUACG